Molecule: messenger RNA, 2236 nt
Organism: Brachypodium distachyon (stiff brome)
Lineage: Eukaryota; Viridiplantae; Streptophyta; Magnoliopsida; Poales; Poaceae
Exons: 9
Coding region: 94-1893 (599 amino acids)
Biological process (GO): proteolysis
Molecular function (GO): serine-type endopeptidase activity
Source: RefSeq, a predicted model, not a curated record
ACGGCUCGGUCGGACGGGGGUUGCUAAAACAAAGCAAAUUGGCGACGAGCAAAAAGAACACCCCAGAAUCGAGGAUUCCAACCGCCGAACGCCAUGCCGCUCCUCCACGGCGCCAACCUCCGCCUCCUCCUCGCCGGCGCCGCCGUCGCGCACCUAUCCUCCUCCCCCAUCGCGCGCGCUUCUCCGUACGCGCCUCCUCCGCCGCCGCUGCGGCUCCGCGCGUUCGCCUCCUACAGCGCCUCGCAGCCCCCGCCCCCCUCCUCGCCGUCGCCCUCACCCUCGCGGGCCCUCGCCUCUGCGGGCUCUGCCUGCGACUGCGAGCAGGGGGCGAAGCCCGCGAUCUGCACGGCGGACGAACUGCACUACGCGCCCGUGCCCGGCACCGAAUGGCGGCUCGCGCUCUGGAGGUACCGCCCGCCGCCUGAGGCACCCAAGAGGAACCACCCACUGAUGCUGCUCUCGGGAGUGGCCACUAACGCGAUUGGAUUCGACCUGUCCCCUGGGGCUUCCUUUGCCCGUCAUAUGUCUAUGCAAGGGUUUGAUACAUGGAUUGUUGAGUUGCGUGGUGCAGGCCUGAGCACACGUGGAUCAGAAUUAGCUGCAACAAGCAACAAACCUGACACGUCCUCUAAUUUGGGUUUGGAAAAAAAUUCGACACAGAAAGUAAAUGUUGUUGCUCCUGCCAAGGAUAUGUCAACUUAUGAACCUCAAAAUUCUGAAGUUCCAGUUCUACCAGACAGGAGUAUGGUAGAAACAAACACAUCAGAAGAACCGCAACUGGUUACACAGUUAACAAAUGCUUUGGAACAACUGGGUGUAACAUUUUCAGGAUAUGUAAAAGAUAGUCAACUGAAAAACAUCACUGACAGUUUUUUUGACCGAGUGACAGAACUUGUCCCUGAUGCCUCAUUAACUAGUAGUCUAGAGGAGGUUGCAGACAAAAUUAUAGGUCUGAUUGAAUUGCCACAGACGUCAGCUAUAUCUGAUCAAAUCAGCCAGUUAAGUCAGCGCCUUGUGAAGAUUCUUGGGGAAGGUCAACAAAAUGUUUCCCCUCGGUUAUUUGGCUGGCAAGAACGCCUGUCUGCAACCAUAGAAGAUUUCCAGAAGCAGUUGGAGCUGAUUAUUAGCUAUGAUUGGGACUUUGACCAUUACCUGGAAGAGGAUGUACCUGCAGCGAUAGAUUAUAUAAAACAGCAGAGUGCAACCAAGGAUGGAAAAUUGCUUGCCAUUGGUCAUUCUAUGGGAGGAAUCUUGUUGUAUGCAAUGGUUUCAAAGUGUGGAUUUGAAGGGGCUGAUCCAGAGCUGGCAGCAAUUGUUACCCUGGCCUCGUCAGUUGACUACACGACAUCCAACUCCUCACUCAAGAUGCUAGUGCCUCUUGCAGAUCCAGCUGAGAUGUUGCGUGUUCCUGCUGUCCCACUAGGAACAUUACUGUCAACAACUUACCCUAUAUCAUCUCGUGCGCCAUACAUUUUGUCACUGCUGCGAUCUCAAAUUUCAUCUAAGGACAUGAUGGACCCUGAACUGCUUUCAAAGCUGAUCUUGAAUAACUUCUGCACAGUACCGGCAAAAGUGCUAUUACAGCUGACAACUGCAUUCCGUGAUGGUGGGCUGCGUAACAGGACGGGUACCCUUUUCUUCAAGGAGCAUUUGCGGAAAAUCAAAGUUCCGGUGCUUGCCCUUGCUGGAGAUGAGGAUCUGAUUUGCCCUCCAGAAGCUGUAUACGAAACUGUGAAACUAAUUCCCAAGCAUCUGGUCACCUAUAAGGUUUUUGGCCAACCUGAAGGCCCUCACUAUGCACACUAUGACCUGGUUGGAGGUCGGAAGGCUAUCCAUGAAGUGUACCCUUGCAUAAUAGAGUUCCUCUCUCAACAUGAUAAAGUGUCUUCUUAAACUCGUAUUCCCUGUAAAAAUCAAAACUUCCACACGGCACUGCACAAUGGUCACCCCACAUUGGAAUGGAAGAUACUGUGAAAUCACCAAAAUACACAAUGAAAUGGUGGGUAACUGACAUGUACCGGUGAAAGCACUUCCAAGGCGAACAGAGCAGCUGGCGGAUAGAGAGCACAGAUUUUUCUUUGAAGAUGUUUAACACGCUCUGCGAUGUAAUCAUAUCAUAUGUGUUUGUGUCUAGCUUAUCUAGCUUAACGCAAAUUAAUACUUGUACACGGCCAAGUAAAAGAUAGAUUGAAAUGGGAAUUAUUGCACACUUUUGUAAUAUAAUUUAAUUUCACAA